CCAAGCAGCUCCGAAUCAUCAUAAAACAAACGAAAACCCAUCUUUCCUCUCUCCUCCUCUCUGCCGUGCCCUUUUCUCGCAACUAGUCUUCUUCACCACUCCUCCACGUCCACCUCGACAUGGCUACGCAAGAACAAAUCGUGACUCCUUGGGACGUCCAGGGCUCCGUGGUCGACGGUGUCGAAAAGGGAAUUGACUAUGAUCAUUUGAUCAACGAGUUUGGAACGAAGCGGAUCACCCCCGAGCAACUUGAGCGUUUCGAGAAGCUUACCGGUCAUCGUCCUCACCUUUUGCUGCGUCGCGGUGCCGUUUUCUCUCACAGAGACUUGGAUAACAUUCUCAACUUGUAUGAGCAGAAGAAGCCCUUCUACAUCUACACGGGUCGUGGUCCCAGUAGCUCAAGUAUGCACUUGGGACAUAUGGUUCCUUUUGUCUUCACCAAGUGGCUCCAAGAUGUGUUCCAAGUCCCAGUCGUCAUUCAGUUGACGGACGACGAAAAGUUCUUGUUCAAGCCCAAGUUGACGCUUGAGGAUUGCCGCAAGUUUGCUCGUGAAAACGCCAAGGACAUCAUCGCUGUCGGCUUUGACCCGAAGAAGACGUUUAUUUUCGCCAACACUGACUACUUGGGCGGUGCUUUCUAUCACACUGUUCUUCGUAUUGCCCGUUGCAUUACUCUCAAUCAAGCUCGUGCUUGCUUUGGUUUCAGUGACAGCGACAACAUUGGCAAAAUCCACUUUGCCUCUAUCCAGGCUGCCCCCUCGUUUAGUAGCUCGUUCCCUCACAUUUUCAACGGUGCUACGAAUGUGCCGUGCUUGAUUCCCUGUGCCAUUGAUCAAGACCCUUACUUCCGUCUUACUCGUGAUGUGGCUACUCGCCUCAAGUACAAGAAGCCCUCCUUGUUGCAUGCUCGUUUCUUCCCUGCUCUUCAAGGUCCUCAAACCAAGAUGAGUGCUAGUGACGACAAUUCCGCAAUCUUCAUGACCGACACGGCCAACAAAAUCAAGAAGAAGAUCAACAAGCAUGCCUUCUCUGGCGGCGGAGCUACCGUUGAGGAGCACAGAGAGCACGGUGGUAACCCCGAUGUCGAUGUUGCCUACCAGUACUUGUCCUUCUUCCUUGAUGACGAUGACCGUCUCAAGUAUCUUUACGAUGAGUACAAGUCUGGCCGUCUGCUCACUGGUGAACUUAAGGCUGAAUGCAUCAAAUUGCUUCAAACCUUUGUCCAAAACUUCCAAGAUGCUCGUGCCAAGGUGGACGACGCUACUGUUGACCUGUUUAUGGAUGGCACUCGCAAGUUGGAGUUCUAGAACCAACGGACAAUGCGUGUGCGCGUUGUAAAGGGAAGGAAGAUGCAAUUGGUCAAGGGCACUAGCAUAUCAUGUUUGUGUCUAUUAACUAAUUGUUCCGUUUUGUUUCGUUUUAGAUACCUUAGAAUAUACCUGUGUAUGGUGCGUUGGACUGUGUUCGAGCGCAGUAAAUACGAUACGGAGGUUUGCCGAGAUACGGAAUAGUCGUUACUGAUGAUUACGGAG
This is a messenger RNA of Schizosaccharomyces japonicus yFS275, 1532 nucleotides long. RefSeq names its product tryptophan-tRNA ligase Wrs1. Lineage: Eukaryota; Fungi; Ascomycota; Schizosaccharomycetes; Schizosaccharomycetales; Schizosaccharomycetaceae. Gene Ontology annotation, cellular component: cytoplasm. The record is from RefSeq and is a predicted model, not a curated record. The transcript is spliced from 2 exons. Gene Ontology annotation, molecular function: sequence-specific mRNA binding; nucleotide binding; aminoacyl-tRNA ligase activity. Gene Ontology annotation, biological process: tRNA aminoacylation for protein translation; tryptophanyl-tRNA aminoacylation. The coding region runs from base 120 to 1307 and encodes 395 amino acids.